AUGGCUGGUAGCGAGGAGCUGCAGAGACACCGCGACAGCAGCCACUUGCUGCUGCAGCAGGUUGCUGCCGUUGCUCUUCCAUCUCUGUUUGCUGCUGCUGCUGCUGCUCGCGGAGACCAUGCAGCAGCAGCAGAUGCAGCAGCAGCAACUCCAUCAGAAGCAGCAGCAACGCAAGCACCAGCAGCAGCACCAGCAGCAGCACCAGAAGCAGCAACAGCAGCAGCAGCAGCAGCAGCGGAUCAAGCAGCAGCAGCAGCAGCAGCACAGCAAGUCGCGAGGGCUUUUUUGUCUGCGUCGGCGCCCUUCGGAUCUCUUCUUGAAAGCGAGCGCUUUCAUGUGCGGCAGUUGCUGGCUCGCAGACCUGCUCUGCGCUUUUCCCGCUUUAGGGUUUAG
Molecule: messenger RNA, 393 nt
Organism: Eimeria tenella
Lineage: Eukaryota; Apicomplexa; Conoidasida; Eucoccidiorida; Eimeriidae
Exons: 4
Coding region: 1-393 (130 amino acids)
Source: RefSeq, a predicted model, not a curated record